Adineta steineri is the source of this 390-nucleotide messenger RNA. NCBI's taxonomy places the organism in Eukaryota, Metazoa, Rotifera, Eurotatoria, Adinetida, Adinetidae. The record is from the annotation of a GenBank genome assembly.
AUGAUUGCACCCCGUCUUCGAAGUGAAGCCCGUGGCGGGCCAUCAUCAUCAGGUUCUUCGACUCGUUAUAAUAGUACUGGUGGUGUGUAUGGUAGUAGAAUACAUCAUUCUAAUGAUCCCGAUCUUAAACGAGCUCUUCAACAUUCAUAUACAUCACAAAAUGCUCGAAAAUGGGAAAAACGAUGGGUUACUAUUCAUGAAACAUCAAUGCGUGUUCAUAAAUGGAUGCCAGUACCAGUAUCAACUUCACAACUUGUUACUAAUAAAACUACUAUUUUAACGACAAACAAUAAAAAUCAACAACCGAAACAAGAACCUAUAUCGGUUUUAACACAAGAUACUCAAAUGAUACUUGAUGAAGAAAGUAUCAGUCAAUCGAGUCAAAAUUAA